This is a messenger RNA of Schistocerca gregaria, 3643 nucleotides long. RefSeq names its product high affinity copper uptake protein 1-like. The transcript is spliced from 3 exons. The record is from RefSeq and is a predicted model, not a curated record. Bases 462 to 1100 code for a protein of 212 amino acids. Gene Ontology annotation, cellular component: membrane. Lineage: Eukaryota; Metazoa; Arthropoda; Insecta; Orthoptera; Acrididae. Gene Ontology annotation, biological process: copper ion transmembrane transport. Gene Ontology annotation, molecular function: copper ion transmembrane transporter activity.
UUGCUUUGUGUAGUUCGAGAGUGAGGGAUGCUGUGAGCGUGGAUAAACAAAUCCGUGCGCCGUAGAUAGCGUGUCUAGAUGAGCGGCGUUAUCUGCUAAGAAUGGACUCAAUAAACACUUAACAGAUUAUGCUUUCGGUGGAAAUUCGUGAAUUGUAUUAUAUUUAUUUCGUAUCAUGGACGAGUUUCUCAAUAAAAAUUUACUUGUAAACAUUUGAACAUAAACAAACAUAAGAUCAAUGGUGUAAAGUGCUCUGGCGCAAUCAACAAGGGAACAUUCUUGAACUAUUUGCCGCAGAAAUGGCGUAAUUGAUUUUUUUUUCUAUUUUACGACCGCGUUUUUAAUUCAGUGUGUGCUUGAAGAUACCACAACGAUUUUGGACCGCACAGGUGCCUGCUUCCAGUGUAGCGAGCGAUGAGGUUGUAACAGCCUGGUGUUAAAAGUGUGUCAAGGAGCAGCCGAUGUCGCAUCACCUGGAUCUCGAGCAUCACCAUCACCACCACCACAACCACCACCACCACCAAGGUGGCGACGAGACCACCCCCUCGCCGGCAUCGCCAGAGGGCGACCACGGCGCAAGCCACCAUGGGGAAGGCCACCAGGGGCACCACGGGGACUCGAUGCACUCGAUGGUGAUGCACGGGGGCUACAGCGAGACGGUGCUCUUCUCGUGGUGGGUCAUCGACUCGCCGACCAGCUUGGUGGCGUCUGUGCUGGGCACGGCGCUGCUGGCAGCCGUGUUCGAGGGCCUCAAGUACUACCGCGAAUAUCUCUUCUGGCAGAGCGUGACGGCAGCCUCGGGCCCGGAGCGCGGGGCACUGCCGCUCCUACCCGUAGAUGGCGCCGCCGACGCUGAUGCGCUACCCAGGAGUCGGUCCACCGUGUCGGUGCGCAGGGCCAGCGGCAUGCUCGAUCGGCUGCACCUCAUCCAGACCGUGCUGCAGGCUCUCCAGCUGCUGCUCUCCUACGCACUCAUGCUCAUCUUCAUGACCAUGAACGUCUGGCUCUGCUUCGCGAUCCUGGUCGGCGACUGCCUCGGCUUCUUCCUCUUCGCCUGGAAGAGACCCACUGUCAUAGAGACCAUGGACACGUGCCACUAGGCUUGCUACAACACAAACAGCCGGUUCCGGGAUUCUCGUCUACUGAACUCCAGUGCAGUGUCUCCCUUGAAGACGAAACUCCCAUUUUGUUGACCCUGCAAUCAGCUGUGUGUCGAAUGGAAAAGAACUGCUAGACACUUGUCACUAGGGUACAGGCCUCCCAGUCCAUUUGCAAUUAGCUUAAUACCACAGUCAGUUCUGUGAUUCUUACAUAGUUUCUUUUUUCUGAAGAUGAAACUCCUCUAAUCUGGAUGCUGCUACCAGAUCUGCUUCGAAUGGAAGAGAACCGUUAUCUUCGAGCCCAUGAAUAUUUGGCCUUUGGCCAUGUGCUCCCCAGUGCGUCUACAAGAGCCCACGUACCACCAAGUCUACAAUUUCUCGCCUGAAGACGAAACUCCAAUUUUUCUUGUAGGACAUGCAAUUACGCAUCGAAUAAAAGAUACCUGCCAGUAGCCUACAAGCAACCCAUUGCACGUGGAGAAGGCUUGCUGUCUCGCGACUGUGUUCUCGGCUUCUCAUGAACAGAAACCUUGAAGAAAAACUAUUUAUUGAACUUGCACACAGCGUUAUUUCGAAUGGGAGACACCUACUGUGAUAUAGACCACGGACACUUACCACGAGUUUGCAGCUAGCCUGGUGGACAUACAAGAAGUUUACUAUCACGCAGAUGUUACUUUCUGGGCACCUCACUUGAAAAACGCCUAUGUAUUUUCUCACCUGAAGACGAUGCUCCAGUUCUGAUAUUACUGCACCCAACUUUAUUUUAAGGAGAACUACAGUCUUCGUGAAGAUGUACAUUUGGCUCUAAGUUAGAGAUGCCCAAUGCUCCUACGAGAAUCUUGUCCUGAAAAUUAAACUCCUGUUUUUCUUGUGCUGCUCCAGUUUUAUAGUGAAUGGAAGACACCUAUUUUCAUAGAGGCAAUGGACACAUACCCAGUGUGCCUGCAAGUGGCUUGCUAUCAUACACAGUUGAUUCUGGGUGUCUCACGUAGAGAUUACCUGUGCAGCUACUCGCUCGAAGAUGCAACUCUUGUUUUCCUUGUGCUACACUGAACUUUUUAGGAAUCGAUAACCUGUAUAUAAUUAUGCUCUCAGCGCUGAAGAACGUCGGUGGUUGCGAAGACCUUUCGCCCUCCACCGAAAUCAGGUCAGCGUCGCCGUUGCGAUAUUGUGUUGUACAUGUUAAAGACUGUAUAAUUGCUUGCUAAGUUUUUUCUAUGAAUUUAUACAAUUAAUGCAAAUUACAAUUCAUUUUUGUGUGUAAAUCUUCUUGGUGUGAGUAAACCCAAUUCAUUUACUCUCCCGUCAUCUGAGGCGCGAGACUAUGUAUAGCGACAUCUCUUUGCCAGACAACUUGGCUGGAUAUCUCGCUAUACAGAGUCCAGUACGUUCUUACAGUAGUGUGCUGCAUCACUGCUGUUGUAGAGUCAAGUGCUGCCAUGACUGUAAUUGUGACGUCCGGACAAUGCCUUUGAUGAGUGCAUCAACUCAAACCCAAAUGUUGUUUUUCACCUGAAGAUCGUCGAGUGGAAGAGACUUGCUGUCGGCGAGACUGUGUACGCUUGCCACUAGACCAUGGACUUUUUCAUUUGUUUGUCUUUGUUGAUGCCCCAUCAUCCAUCUAACUAAAAUGGCCGUUUUUAUAUGACAUUUUCGAAGCAAGUUACGCAAAAAAGAUACACAUUUGUAUUGCUAUUUCUUGAAGUAAUUGAUCAAUACAUAUGAUCUCGUGAGCUCAAACUGUAGCAGAGUCUGGUGCCCUUUUGCGUUUCUGUGCACUUGUUUCCUCAAAGAAAGUGCGUUAUGCCAUUACUGGUACUCUAUGUCCAAUAUCCUUCUCUCGCUGGCUGCAGAAACCUUGUGAAUUCGGAAGGAAGUCGAUGGUGUACAAAAAUAUUUUUCAUCAAGCCACUGAUUGUGUAAUAGCUUUGGUACUGAGGAUCAAGUCUGUCUCUCAAACUUGAACCUGUCUCUGAAGUAGGGUUACCAUACGUCCCCCAUUUUUGUCGUUUAAUGUAGCGUCCGCAGACAUUUUUGUGAUAUUUACUAAUGCCCGCAUUUUUGAGUUUUGCGAAUGAAGAUCUUUUGAUUUUUGUUUUCAUCUCAUAUCGUCAACAAUUUAUGUACCUUUUACUUCAGUCAUUGAAUUACAUCAUUUGUUAUUAGCUUAAAAUUGAUCUGUCACGCUCAGAAAACCGAAAAUAUCGAUUUAUAUUGCGUAAAAAUUACGUUUCUAUAUUUUUAGCUUCGGGAUAGCUACUGUGACCAUAGGUGGUCUCUACGCUCAAAGGAUAGGUGUCAUGUGUACAUGCUCUUUGUUUUUGUUUGUACACGUUUUUAGUGAACUUGUUGAUCAUCCCGCUGCAUCUUUACUUUCCAUAUUCUGUAUUUGUCUUAUUCAGUAAGUUUUGUGAUUUUAAAAAUAUAACUUGUGGCAGAGAAAUAUAGUUCAGUUUUGUAAGUAAAGACUUUUUCAUGCGGCAGUUGGACAAUGCAUUUUGAUCAUUCUUUGUUUCCCUUUCAUUUAAGAUAAUUUCUCAUCA